This is a messenger RNA of Scatophagus argus, 3695 nucleotides long. RefSeq names its product signal recognition particle 68 (gene srp68). Gene Ontology annotation, cellular component: signal recognition particle, endoplasmic reticulum targeting. Gene Ontology annotation, molecular function: protein binding; 7S RNA binding; endoplasmic reticulum signal sequence receptor activity. The transcript is spliced from 16 exons. Bases 74 to 1852 code for a protein of 592 amino acids. NCBI's taxonomy places the organism in Eukaryota, Metazoa, Chordata, Actinopteri, Scatophagidae. The record is from RefSeq and is a predicted model, not a curated record. Gene Ontology annotation, biological process: SRP-dependent cotranslational protein targeting to membrane.
CUCCACCCUGUACAGUCAUUGGACCUUUCUUACUGAGCAUGUGUAUGUACCGCAUAGCUGUUAACAUUUAGAGAUGGCUACGGACAAGCAAAACGAACCUAAAGUUUCCCCCAUGGAUGAAAAUAAAGAAAAUUUACCGGAUGGAGGACUUGGACUGGAGAUCUUGCAAAUAAUCAAGGAGUCCCAGCAGCAGCAUGGCCUCAGACACGGAGACUAUCAGAGAUACAGGGGCUACUGCUCCCGCAGACUGCGGCGCCUGCGAAAGACUCUUGGUUUCAAGAUGGGCAACCGACACAAGUUCAUUGGCAAGAAGAUAACUGUUGAAAUGCUCUCUGACAGCAGGUAUCUGCUGUUGGUCUUGAUGGAGGCAGAGCGCGCAUGGAGUUACGCCAUGCAGCUGAAGCAGGAGGCCAAUACAGAGCCACGUAAACGCUUCCACCUGCUGGCAAGAUUACGCAAGGCUGCCAAGCACAGCGAGAAGCUGGAGAAGCUCUGUGAGAGCCCCAAUGUUGACGCCAAGACCAAACUUGAGGCACAGGCCUACACUGCCUACCUGACAGGUAUGGUCGAGUUUGAACUGCAGGAAUGGAAGCGUGCCAUGGAGGCCUUCAACAAGUGCAAAACCAUCUAUGAGAAGCUGGCCAGUGCUUUUACUGAGGAGAUGGCAGCUCUGUAUCGCCAGCGUGUGGAUGAGAUAUCACCCAACAUUCGCUAUUGUGCUUACAACAUUGGUGACCAGAAUGCCAUCAAUGACUUGAUGCAGAUGAGACUGACUGGUGGAGGAGGAGGCAUGAUGGCUGAGAAACUGGAGGCCCUUAUCACUCAGGCAAGAACCAAGCAGGCAGCCACCAUGAGUGAGGUGGAGUGGCGAGGACGGACGGUGCCGGUAAAGAUCGACAAGGCCCGCAUUUUCCUGUUGGGUCUGGCGGACAAUGAGGCAGCUAUUGCUCAGGCAUCUAAUGAGGAGACCAAAGAGCAUCUGUAUGAGACCCUGCUGGCCGAGUGCAGAGACACCAUCCAGGCUGUGAGGGAGGAACUCAAGGCUGAAGCGAAGCAACGAGAGAGGAGCUCUGACACUGACAGUGGAAAGGUUUCCAACCUGCAGUUCCUGCACAGUUAUCUGACCUACAUCAAGCUGUGUACGUUGGUGAAGAGGAAUGAGAGCAUGGCCCGUACUCUGCAGGCUAAACUGAAGGAACCCGAAGCUGAUGAGAACAAGAGAGGUCCCCGUCCACAGGACCUCAUCCGCCUGUACGACAUCAUCCUGCAGAGUCUGGCUGAGCUUUCCACCCUGCAGGGUCUUGAGGAUGACCACACCUUCCAGAAGGAGGUGUCCCUCAAGACUCUGGUCUACAAGGCCUACAGAUGUUUCUUCAUAGCUCAGUCUUAUGUGCUGGUGAAAAAGUGGAGUGAGGCUCUGGUUUUGUAUGAGAGGGUGCUGAAAUACGCCAAGGAGGUCCAGUCUAAGGCCAAGGGCCUCAACAACAGCCUCAAGGAUCUCCCUGACGUUCAGGAGCUCAUCGCUGAGGUCAAUGCUGAAAAAUACUCUCUUCAAGCUGCUGCCAUUUUAGACACGGAUGAGACUGCUGAAGUUCCUUCUCAGCAGCAGGUGAAAGACAACAUGCCCCUCUGCAACCGCCUGGAUACCUUCCGCCUUGACCCCGCCCUCCUAGGAAAACAGCCCAAUCUGGUCCAGUUCCCUCCUGACUUCCAGCCAAUCCCCUGCAAACCCCUUUUCUUUGAUCUUGCUCUCAACCAUGUGGCCUUCCCGCCACUGGAUGAUAAGGUGGAGCAAAAGGGCAAGGGCGGUCUCACAGGUUACAUCAAGGGCAUCUUUGGCUUUGGCAGCUAAAUCAGUCCCCAGGUUCUGGUUUCCACAGGAGAGCCGCCAGGCCCCCCAGUUUACUGCAAACCACCAGAAUUUGGUCUGUUGUUAAUUAGAAUAAUUUCAGUUAUGUUUAUGUUUGAUUUUUGCUGCCUGAGUGCACAAUGGAUGGAGUUUGCAUUUCUGAGGUCGGCACAGUGAGACUAAAACUUCCGAGAAAGAUUACGGACUCUAAGUGAAUUCAUUUCAAGUAGCAAUAUGACCCGAGUCCACCUGCCACCUUUGGUAAUAACACCAGGCUGUGUGGGUUCCUUGCAUACAGGCUCCCUCCCUCCUGACUUUGAGCUACAGAUGUGUCUCUGUGGCUGUAAGUGUUCAGGUUGCCAUAAGUUAAGUACAGCCAAGUUUUCAAUCUAGCAGCCCUGUCAGAGUAAACCUAGCCAAAUGGGCACCAUUCGUUAGAUUAGGUUUUUUUCCUGUUAUGUAAGCGCCUUUUAUUUAAUUACGUCUUGGGGUUUUUUUCUGUAUGUCAGAGAUGUUUUCAGCAUUGUUUCAUAAAUACCCUGUGACAUGUAGUGGGGCAAACUAAGCUGUUCGAUCACCAUAGUUUCAACUGUGUCCCAUUUUUUCCUCCCAUGACCUUUUCUUCAGUUUUUCCUCCUCUUGAUUGUGCAUUAAGACACCAUUAAAUGAUUCAGUGCUUCACUUCAUACACUCAGAAGCCACACAGAGAAUUAUUUCCUGAGGGGAAAGGGGGGAAAAAAAACACUACAGGGUGAUAGCAUAGCGAUAAAUCGGAUAUGAUUUGCUUUUUAAAAAGCAUGAGAAGAAAGAUAUCUCAAUGCCCUUUUGUUGUCUUUUGCAAGUGUCUCUGAUGUGUACAAGUCACACGAACAGAACUUUUCAAAUGGAGGAAGACUGAAUUAAGAAAAUAAGUCACGUGAAGAACUGGGAUAAGCUUGAAAGUUUUAGGUGCAUCAAGAGAAUGACAAAAGACAAAGCCACGAAUCACAGAGUGAAAAGAUGCUUUUCCUCAUAAAAUAAGCAGGUUGAUUCUGUGUCUUAAUUUGUCAGUUGUCAACUGCGGCCUGCACAGAUCAUACUGUAUGUCGUGCAUGAGACUUGACACUAAGCCUCUCAUCGUGUUAGAGAAGGAUCCGACUGCUCCAGCUUGUGUACACGGGAGUGCAAGCCUCAUUUUUAACACCCUUCAGUGUCUCACAUUAGCACGACAAAACUUUUUUACAACACGGCCUCUUGACUGAUGACCAUCUGGCAUCAGCACAGAGAUGGGAGAUGAUGGUGAGUGCUGCUCUUCAGAUUAUAAGUAAUUUUUUUUUACUCUGGUAUUUGUUUUUUAAACUUCAGCAGAAUCUCUGGUGUAGGACAGCAGCAGCCAGAGUUUUAGCACCUUUUCAUUUAUCACACCGCUGCACCUGUGUGUCUAUCAUAAGAAGGACUAAAAGUUUUUCCAUCAGUAAUGACAUCUUUUGAAUAUAAUGUAAUGCUUGAACAAAAAAUCUUUUGUUAUCGGUGGCUUCCCAGCCAUAAUGUUCACACCAAAGCAGCAUCUGAUUUCCCUGUGAUACCUAAAGUAUUGUUUCAGUGUCACUCACCCACUCACACAUUAAACUGUCUUGCUCACUAAUUUUUAACCUGUCUUUUUUUUAUGCUUUAUUUUUUUUCCCUUUUUUCUUCCCCUGCUCUGUUGUGUUAAUGAAUAAUGAUGGGCGUGCUGGAAUCGUUCCAGCAAUUGGGCCUGGACAACAGUCAAUCAAGAUAGAUAAUUGUUGGAAAGAGACGUGAAAUGAUGAGAAUGUAUGAUUUGAUUUUGUUUUCCAAGCCUAUAAUUAAAAUAUAUUUGCACCCA